UGGCAGGACAGCUGGUGGUGGGAAUGGUCUCCUCACAGGUUGUUACCACAGUUGUGCUCCGUAGAUGUCUGAGACAGCUGAUUCUGGAAUUUACAAGUUGCUCUCACGUGGUUCAAGCGUACACCACCAAGUAUACAGGAACAAGGUGAAGAUUCAGAUUCCAAACUAUUGAUUCUGGGUUAGAACUUGUGGACCUGGUCUUCCUUUUCAAAGGAGAAAGCCAACAUGAAUCUUCUGUCUUGAAGCAAUUUUUAGGAUGGUCUACUUGUAUUUGUUAAAUUUGAGCAACAUUGAUUUCCAGGUUAAAAGAAGAAAACAAAUGCAAAGAAGAUCCUGAUUGAAAAUGAACUUUGGUAUAUGCCGGAAAGAAAAGUAAAAGCUUCAAAUUACACUAUUGUACGAGCCGCCUGCACAUGCUUAUCUGCCUGCUGGAGCCAUGACCUGGAGGGUGUGGUCUUUUAAACCUUGAAUUGCUCAGGUUUAUGCAAUUCAGCUUUUCUGUACCUUGUGUCAUGCCAUAGGCUUUGCCAUCUGACACGGCACCAGCCGCAGUCCGCCUGCAGCUGCGGGGCGAGGGCAGGCCCUGCCCGGCCUGGUGAUUCCACACCUGCAAAACUCUGCCAGCAGCGCAUGAGAGACACAGCAAAGCCACACAUUUUGUUACUGCUUUUUUGUUACCUGAAGUUUCUCCUAUUUUGUGCCAUGCUACUUCCAAGUGCAGCCUUCUGAAUUGCUGGGUUAAUAUUUGACAGUGGCUGGGAAGAGGCAGUGGGGUUCUGCCACUCUGCUUGGCGAGCCCUUCUCUUGCUAAUCUGCGGCCAGUGUAACUGUGGUGAUCUGACAGCACACAAGCCUUGCUACAGCUCUCACAAAUAGAAAACGGGUUGGGUGUUCCCACCUGCCCCUUUUUGAAUUGCAUCAAUUCUGAUUAUGAGCCAGAAAGAAGAAGAAAUGGAGGAUAGCUCCCUGCCACUCUGUGUCACCUGCGGCCAAGCACAUUUACCAGAAGAGAACCACUUGUACAGCUACACUGAAGAAGUAGAUGAUGAUCUGAUCUGCCACAUUUGCCUGCAACCUUUGCUUCAGCCAUUAGACACGCUCUGUGGUCACACCUUCUGCACAGCCUGCCUUACAAACUUCCUCGUGGAGAAAGACUUCUGCCCCAUGGACCGCAAGCUUGUGAUUCUCCAGACGUGCAGGAAGUCCAGCAUACUAGUGAAUAACCUCCUGGAUAAGCUAAUGGUUAGCUGCCCUUUCACAGAACAUUGCUCACAGGUUGUGCAACGUGGUCACCUUGAACAGCAUUUCCAAACCCAAUGUAAAGGAGCAUCCCACUAUGGCCUUACCAAGGAACGGAAGAGGCGCUCCCAGGACUGCUCUCCAGACCAUGGCUCCAGCUUAGCAGUAGCUUCCCUGGGCCCUGAGCUCUCAGCAGCUGCGGCCAUCGCCUUAAUGACAGAUGAGCCAGGGCUGGUGAACCCAGCCUUCAGCCCCACCUCAGAGGACAGCCAGCUGGGGAGCAGCCCCGGAGACCUGCACCGCAGCAACCGCAACAGAACUCGACACUUCGAACGUUCCACUAUAAGAAGCAGAUCUUUUAAAAAAAUAAACAAGGCAUUCAGUGUUCUUCGAAGGACAAAAAGUGGAAGUGCCGUUUCCAACCAGACUGACCGGGAAAGGGAGGCUGUUGGAAACUCUGCUGCUGGGGAGGAAGAUUCAGAAUGCUCCAUACAACCCCCCGUGAAAAAAACACAACACUCUGUGGGAAAACCUGGAAGAAUCACCAAAAACAAGAAAGAAAGUUUCCUUCUUUCUAGAUUCAGCAGCUCUUCGAUAUUUAAGGACUGGAAAUAUAAAAUGGUAAAGAAAGGUUUUCCCAGGUUGUAUCACCUGAUUCCAGAUGGGGAAAUUACCUGCAUUAAGAUCAGCCGUACCGAUCCCCAUGAGAACCUGGCCAUUAGGAUUGUGGGAGGCAGCGAGACCCCUUUGGUUCACAUUAUUAUACAGCAUAUUUAUCGAGAUGGGGUAAUUGCCAGAGAUGGAAGAUUACUGCCUGGAGACAUGAUACUAAAGGUAAAUGGCAUGGACAUCAAAAAUGUGCCUCACAACUAUGCCCUGUCAAUCCUGAAGCAACCCUGCCACGUGCUCCGACUGACAGUGCUCCGAGAGCAGAGGUACCGAUGCCGGAACAGCGGACUUUCCCUUGACGCUCACUGCAAUAGGGAUGACAGCUUCCAUGUUGUGCUAAACAAGAGCAGCCCAGAUGAGCAGCUGGGAAUAAAGCUGGUCCGCAAGACCGACGAGCCAGGGGUUUUUAUUUUCAACUUGCUGGAAGGUGGCAUGGCUGCCCGUGAUGGACAGCUGCAGGAGAACGACCGGGUGCUGGCCAUCAAUGGGCACGACCAUCGCUACGGCAGUCCAGAGAGCGCAGCCCAGCUGAUACAGGCCAGCGAGAAGCAGGUUCACUUCGUGGUGUCGCGGCAGACCAGGCAGCAGACCCCCGACCUCCUGCAGGAGACAGGCUGGAGUUACAACGCUGGCAGCUCCCAACCUUGUCCCGCCGAGAGAAACAACCCCGGCAAGAGCACUCUUCACACUGUCACCUGUCAUGAGAAGGUGGUGGCUGUCCGGAAAGAUCACACAGAAUCACUGGGAAUGACUGUGGCAGGUGGAGCAUCUAACCGGGAAUGGGAUUUGCCUAUCUAUGUGAUAAGUGUGGAACCUGGAGGAGUGAUCAGCAGAGACAGCAGGAUAAAAACAGGUGACAUCCUCCUGAACGUGAACGGCAUUGAUCUGACGGGAGUCAGCCGGAGUGAGGCCGUCGCCCUACUGAAGAACACCAACUCCUCAGUGGUGCUCAAAGCCCUGGAGAUGAGAGCAUGCGAAGCCCAGGAGGAGCAAGGUCACCUGCCACCCCCUGAGGACACACAGGUGACCUCUGAGAGCAGUGAGUGGUCACCGUCCUGGGUUAUGUGGCUGGGGCUGCCACGGUAUUUGUACAGCUGCAAAGAAAUCGUAUUACGAAGAAAUACAUCUGGAAGUCUUGGCUUCAGCAUCGUAGGAGGUUAUGAAGAACAUACUGGGAACAAACCAUUCUUUAUCAAAUCCAUUGUUGGGGGAACACCAGCAUAUAAUGAUGGCAGAAUUAGAUGCGGUGACAUCCUCCUUGCUGUCAACGGCAGGAACACAUCAGGAAUGAUGCAUGCCUGCUUGGCAAGGAUGCUCAAAGAACUAAAAGGAAAAAUUACUCUCACAAUUGUGUCCUGGCCUGGCACAUUUUUAUAAAACAAGUCUUCAUGGAGAGUAUGACAAGUAUCUUAACACGGGGAAAAAAUUUUUAAAAAGGAACAUCAGUCUUUGCUUUUUGGGGGGGGUCAAGUACGUAUUUAUAAAGAAAAGGUUUGUGAAAUUUCAACCUGCAUGUCAAGAAAAGUCAAGUUUAGGCAAAGCAGUGACACCUGUCAGAAAAUCACUUCAGAGUGAUCCAAGCUACAGACUUAAAUCCUUCCUCCCUGUGUUCUUAAGGAUUUUUUGUUGUUUUUUUAUACAUAUCUAUAUAUCUAUUUAAUGCAUUAUAAUAAUAAUAAUGAAAUCUAAGGAGCAACAGCUUCUGCUCACCUACUUUAUUUUGAUUUACAAAGAGGAAACCUUGAAUAACUUACGAAAUAUUUCUUGCAAUUUUUCUAGUUGCAAUAAUCAGGUGAAGGUUUUUAUCCAACACGUUAAUAGCACUUUGAUUAUGUGUACCUUUUCAUGGUCAGCAUGAAGCUGGUAUUUUCAAGACUUUCAAGUACUGUUUGUUAGUCUGUAAAACUGUGAAUGAAAUUUCUAAAAUAAUUAAAAAUAAUUGUAACUGUGUA
Catharus ustulatus (Swainson's thrush) is the source of this 3860-nucleotide messenger RNA. RefSeq names its product ligand of numb-protein X 1 (gene LNX1). The record is from RefSeq and is a predicted model, not a curated record. Bases 931 to 3285 code for a protein of 784 amino acids. Lineage: Eukaryota; Metazoa; Chordata; Aves; Passeriformes; Turdidae. The transcript has 14 exons. Gene Ontology annotation, molecular function: protein binding; metal ion binding; ubiquitin-protein transferase activity. Gene Ontology annotation, cellular component: cytoplasm. Gene Ontology annotation, biological process: ubiquitin-dependent protein catabolic process.